AUGGAGAAUGUUGGCGUGUACAGAUUCUGUGGGUGUGCAGCAAAGAGCAAAGUCAAGUGUGAUUCAAGGUGGGAAAUACCAGCUUCAGAAACAGCCCCCACGUCUGCAUAUUCAUCUCCGGCCCGGAGUCUGGGGGACACGGGAAUAACGCCAUUGUCCCCUUCCCAUAUUGUGAAUGACGCUGACCCGAAUGUCUCGGAACAGCAGACAUUUCUCGUGGUGGUGGCCGUUGACUUUGGAACCACGUCCAGUGGCUAUGCCUAUAGCUUCACCAAGGAGCCAGAAUGUAUCCACGUGAUGAGGCGAUGGGAAGGAGGCGACCCUGGGGUGUCCAACCAGAAGACCCCGACCACCAUCUUGUUGACUCCCGAGAGGAAAUUCCACAGCUUUGGAUAUGCCGCCAGGGACUUUUACCAUGACCUGGAUCCCAACGAGGCCAAGCAGUGGCUGUACCUGGAGAAGUUCAAGAUGAAGUUGCAUACCACUGGGGACCUCACCAUGGAUACAGACUUAACGGCAGCAAACGGCAAGAAAGUCAAAGCCCUUGAAAUCUUUGCUUACGCCCUGCAGUACUUCAAGGAGCAGGCGCUGAAGGAGCUGAGUGACCAAGCGGGAUCAGAGUUUGAGAACUCUGACGUCAGAUGGGUCAUCACAGUGCCUGCCAUUUGGAAACAGCCCGCCAAGCAGUUCAUGAGACAAGCUGCCUAUCAGGCAGGCCUGGCCUCCCCGGACAACUCGGAGCAGCUCAUCAUUGCCUUGGAGCCCGAGGCGGCCUCCAUCUACUGCCGGAAGCUGCGGCUGCACCAGAUGAUCGAGCUGAGCAGCAAGGCCGCGGUCAACGGGUACAGCUCCAGUGACACAGUGGGAGCUGGGUUUGCACAGGCUAAGGAGCACAUACGGCGUAAUCGGCAGAGUCGGACCUUUUUGGUGGAGAAUGUCAUAGGAGAGAUCUGGUCCGAGCUGGAGGAAGGUGACAAGUACGUGGUUGUGGACAGUGGCGGUGGCACCGUCGACCUGACUGUCCAUCAGAUACGGCUACCGGAGGGACACCUUAAAGAACUGUAUAAAGCAACAGGUGGACCCUACGGAUCCUUAGGAGUAGAUUAUGAAUUUGAAAAACUUCUGUGUAAAAUAUUUGGAGAGGAUUUUAUCGAACAAUUCAAAAUCAAGCGUCCCGCGGCCUGGGUUGACUUAAUGAUUGCAUUUGAGUCUCGUAAGAGGGCGGCUGCCCCAGACCGAACUAACCCACUGAACAUCACCCUGCCCUUCUCCUUCAUCGACUACUACAAGAAGUUCCGUGGCCACAGCGUGGAGCACGCCUUGAGGAAGAGCAACGUGGAUUUUGUGAAGUGGUCCUCGCAGGGGAUGCUGAGGAUGAGUCCGGAUGCCAUGAAUGCCCUUUUCAAGCCAACCAUUGACAGCAUCAUUGAGCAUCUCCGGGACCUGUUUCAGAAGCCCGAAGUGUCCACGGUCAAGUUCCUCUUCCUGGUGGGAGGCUUUGCGGAGGCGCCCCUGCUGCAGCAGGCGGUGCAGGCUGCCUUCGGGGACAAGUGUCGCAUCAUCAUCCCCCAGGACGUAGGCCUCACCAUCCUCAAGGGCGCCGUCCUCUUCGGCCUGGACCCCGCCGUCAUCAAGGUGCGCCGGUCGCCCCUCACCUACGGGGUGGGCGUGCUGAACCGCUACGUGGAAGGCAAGCACCCCCCCGAGAAGCUGCUGGUGAAGGACGGCACUCGCUGGUGCACCGAUGUCUUCGACAAGUUCAUCUCGGCCGACCAGUCGGUGGCCCUGGGGGAGCUCGUCAAGCGUAGCUACACCCCGGCCAAGCCUUCCCAGCUGGUCAUCGUCAUCAACAUCUAUAGCUCCGAGCACGACGACGUGAGCUUCAUCACUGACCCGGGGGUAAAGAAGUGCGGUACCCUCCGCCUGGAUCUCACAGGGACCAGCGGCACAGCCGUGCCCCCCCGGAGGGAGAUCCAGACCCUCAUGCAGUUCGGGGACACAGAGAUCAAGGCCACAGCCAUCGAUAUAGCCACCUCGAAGAGUGUCAAGGUUGGGAUUGACUUCUUAAAUUACUAA
Puma concolor (puma) is the source of this 2076-nucleotide messenger RNA. It is a transcript of the gene HSPA12A, whose product is annotated as heat shock protein family A (Hsp70) member 12A. NCBI's taxonomy places the organism in Eukaryota, Metazoa, Chordata, Mammalia, Carnivora, Felidae. The record is from RefSeq and is a predicted model, not a curated record.